Molecule: messenger RNA, 898 nt
Organism: Syngnathoides biaculeatus (alligator pipefish)
Lineage: Eukaryota; Metazoa; Chordata; Actinopteri; Syngnathiformes; Syngnathidae
Product: cornifelin-like
Exons: 5
Coding region: 127-582 (151 amino acids)
Source: RefSeq, a predicted model, not a curated record
UCAAAAACUCCCAGAACAGGUUUGGCAGCAUUUCUCAGUUUAGCAGCCCUACAUUACUCAAGUUGACAAAACAUUUCAGUCACUAGUCCUGGACCAAGACCGCACUAACCUACAUCAGUUGUUGGGAUGAACUCCGAACCUCUCACAGACUGGGAAAGUGGCCUUUGUGACUGCUUUGAAAAUGCCAGCACUUGCUGUUACGGGUUCUGGUGUUGCCCCUGCCUGGCCUGCACAGUCGCAGGGAAAUAUGGAGAGAACCGUUGUCUGCCAUUAUGUGACAUCUUCAGCCCAGGUGUGUGUGUAUCUUGUGGGAUCCCCGUGUUUUUGCCCCCUGCAGUCUUGUCUUUGAGGGCGUCCAUGCGAAGCAGAUAUGGUAUCAAGGGCUCCCUCUGUAAGGACAUCCUCGCUUCCUGUUUCUGCAUGUGGUGCAGCUGGUGUCAGAUGCACCGUGAGCUUAAACACCAGCGCAAGACGCCAACAAUCAUCAACGUGCACAACCAAACUGUUGUCCAGCAGCCUGCUCCAGUGGUGAUCAUGCAGUCAACACCUGCAGUGCCUCCUCCUUAUGGUGCUCACUAUUAGGAUGUAGCACAUGCAGCAUUAAGGUGUACUGUACUGAACUUUGUUUUUCCCGAUUUAGCCUGUCUGUACUUGAUACAUUUGUUUCUCCUCACUUAUGUAAUAACCAUCCUUACUUUGACUAAACUAAGAGUACAACCAAUUUUAAGAGAUUCAUUGGGGAUGUAGUCUCGUGACUCUUUGGGAGACAUUGAGCCAAAGCAAUUUACUAAGAAUAUAAAUAUACAGAUUUACAAUGGUAGUCUAAAAAAAAAUGACUAUGAUCUUUUAAAUGAUGAAUGUGAAAUUGUGUGUUGUGCAAUUAAAAAUGAGUCAACUC